Molecule: messenger RNA, 2551 nt
Organism: Aphidius gifuensis
Lineage: Eukaryota; Metazoa; Arthropoda; Insecta; Hymenoptera; Braconidae
Product: probable serine/threonine-protein kinase DDB_G0282963
Exons: 7
Coding region: 311-2518 (735 amino acids)
Source: RefSeq, a predicted model, not a curated record
UGAUGAUGAUGACGAUAAAAAAAUAAAAGAUCAAUUACAAGAUCAUUUUUUAGAAUUAUUAUUCAGUGCAACAUUUUUGCAAGAUACAGAAAAAUUAAAUUUUGGUCUUUAAAACAAUUUUAAUUACAUCAGUUGGUACUUGUUAUAUCUGAUCAUGAUGAUGAUGUUGAAUUAGAUAAACAAGUUGGUGAUUUUAUUGGUCAAAAAAUCCACAAGAAUUAACUGAGGGUGCUGUUGAUUGUUGAACCAGAGUUUUUUAAUAUAUACUGGCAAUAAAUUAAACAUGUCAAGCAAUUAAUAUUAAAAAACAAUGACAUCAUGCUGUCAAUAUUCUGAUUUAAAAAGCUCUGUGUAUAAUCAAACUGGUGAAGGAUAUUUUGAUCAAUUAAAAGCUUACAAUCACAUGACAACACAUUUAAAAAAAGUAUAUCAAGCAAAAUGUGUUGUUGAUUCAAGAAAUCAAAAUUAUUUAAUAAAUAAACAACAAAGAUGUCGUUCUCUGUGUCGUGAUAAAUCAUUGGAAAAAUGUACAUCACAAGAUGUCAUUGAUAGAUUAGCAUUUGAUACUCAACAUCAUCCAAUUGAUGUUUUAAGAAUGGGUUGUAAUGUAAACAACAACUGUAAAAUUUGUACAAAAAAUACAAAAAAACCGUACUUUGAUAAUUAUUAUUCUGGAUGUCAUAAAACAACGAGGGACACAAAUCAUCGUAGUAGAAGUAGAACAAGAAUAUGUUCAACAGCACCAAGUUUUCAUUCAGCAAGACCAGAUAAAUGUAUUAAAAAAAGAUGUAAAAAUCAAACAUUUGAUGUACUUAAUCAAGAAGUUGAAAUAUCAAUAACCCCUGCUGAUAAUAGAGGCCAAUUAAGUAACAGAUCAUCACCAAGAUCAACAAAAAGUCGUUAUAAUGAUGAUCCAACAUGUUCAAAUUAUGCAUCAAGUUUUGAAACAUCACCAGACACAUCAAGAAACACAUCACCAGUUGCUAAUUAUUCCCAAACAAAUAAAAGUAAUAAAAAAUUAAAUAAAAAUACGUCAAAUACAUUAUCAGAUGAUGAAAAAUAUUCAACUUUUUUAUAUGAAAUAACACAAGAAAUUGUACAAAAUAAAUAUUACACUGAUGAUGAAUUAAAAAGUGUGUUUAAAAAACAUAUGAGACAAAAUUCUGGUUUACUUGACAGGAAUAAAAUGUUGUAUGAAAUUUAUCAACUGAAGCUUUCAUUGAACAUGAAUGAUAAUGACAAUGACGAUGAGGAUGAUGAACAAAUUGAAGAUUUUUUACAAUCACAAAAAUACACAUCAAAAUCACCAGUAAAACCACCAACACCACCAAAAAUACUUGAUGAAAAUAAAAUAAUUGAUAAAAUAAAAAAUCAAGAUGAGCUUAAAAAAACUUAUAGUCGUUCACCAAAUAAUGGAAGAAAUACUGUUGUUCUUGUUGAUGCUAAUCCAGAGUUACUUGUUACUGAACGUGAUAUAUUAAUAACACUUAUGGAAAUGAAUUUAGAUGCACAACAAGUUAAUAAAAUAUAUAGAAAAUUACAAAAUAAAAGUAAAGAUUUAUUUAUAAAUAAAAAUGAUAAUAAAUUAUCAAAUAAGUAUGUACAAUCAAGAUUUACAAAAUGUGGAAGUUUACAAAGUGGUAAAUGUGAUAAUGAUAAUUGUGAAUUAUCAAAUGAUCCAAGUGAUAAAAAUUCAACAGAAGAAAUUAAAAGUUUAUUUAUUAAAAAUUCAAGUUGUAAUAAAAAUAAAAAUAAUUCUGUUGACAGUUAUACAAGUGGAAAAUUAUCAGAUGAAAUUAAAAAUAUGUAUAUCAGAAGUUCAUCAUUAAAAAAUGAGCCAGAUGGAAAAAGAAAUUCAUCAAAAUAUAACAACAGUUUGAGGUCAUCAGAAAAUAAUAAAAAUUCAAUGAUUAUGCCAAUGAAAAAUCAAUCAUAUAGCAACAAUUCAAAGUCAUUAAAAAAUCAUACAGAUAGUAAUAGUUCAAGGUCAUUAAAAAGUCAUUCAGAUAAUAAAAGUUUAUCAAAGAAUAAUUCAGAUAGUAAGAGUUCAAAGAUGUCAUCAAAAAAUAGUAUUGAUAAUAACAGUUCAAAAACAUUAAAAAAUAAUAAUUCGGAUAAUAGUUAUUCAAGUAGAAAAUCAUAUGGUGAAAUGUUUGAAGAUCAAGAUGAAGAUGAAGAUGAAGAUGAUGAUGAAGAAGAAGAUGAUAAUUUAAGUCUUGAAAAUAAUUCAGAGUUGAGAAUUUCAAAGCGUUCUGAUGAUCGUUCAAGAUCUAAAAGUGCUGAUGAAAGACUACAAAGUAUUCAAGAAGUAUCAGUGGAGAAUGACACACAAAUAAUAUCAGAUGAAGAUGAAGAAAAUUAUUAUUCAAGUGACGAAGACAUUGAAGAAGAAGUUACUGAUGAAUCUGAAGACGACGAGGCACCAAGUUACAUUAAAAAAUCAAAUUCAUCAAAAUCAAAUGUCUCAUUAUCUGAUAACUAUGAAGAAUCAAUCGACGAAGAUUUAAAUAUUACCUAAAAAUUAACUACAAACAUUUAUAAAUAAUCAAAA